Molecule: messenger RNA, 3265 nt
Organism: Achroia grisella
Lineage: Eukaryota; Metazoa; Arthropoda; Insecta; Lepidoptera; Pyralidae
Gene: Ufsp2
Product: probable Ufm1-specific protease 2
Exons: 10
Coding region: 11-1777 (588 amino acids)
Source: RefSeq, a predicted model, not a curated record
UUUAUUUAAAAUGUCACCACGUCUCAAAAUAUCGAGCUAUGUUACUGAGAGAUUGUCUAACAUAGACACAGACGAAAGUAUAGGAUGUCUAUAUGGGCUAAUGUACGAUGGCACAUUACUCGUCGUCGGACUGAGUAUAGAAUUAUAUGAAAAUGACAAAAAUACAUUCCAACAAUUGCUGUUAAACUUGCCUGCGGAAAUUGAAUUAUGUGGAGUCGUAAAAUUCGGUGAAAGUCUAUCAAUGGAUCUACCACUAAAAGACAUACUACAGGAGGUAGAUAUUACCGAUAACCCAUUAGUAAUCAAUAUAAACAAGACAAAAAAUUUGAAAGCCCACUUCUUGGUACAUGAUAAAUUUGAAGAGACAACAUAUGAGGUAUUAUCUGCAGAAGAAAUGUGGAAACAAUUUCUUCAUGUGCGAUUGAAUACUGUGGUACCAUUAAGUUGUGAGGCAGCUAUUUCGGGAGUCAAAAAUGUAAUGCAAAAUAAGAGAAAAAAGAUUGCAUCUGGUCAAGUUUCAUUUCACAUUGAUGGAACACCAGUUUACUUAUUUGGUGUAGCAUCAGAUGUUGGCUUGACUGGAACAAGUUCUGAUGCUACAAUUGGUGAAUUGAUUGAUUCCAUGAGUCCUGAACAGCCGUCUAGAAAGAAAAGACAUAAUACUAAUGUUAUUGAAAUAGUACCUGUAAACUUAGUAAUGAAAUCAACAAAGGACAUAUUAUCAGAUAAACUUGUUAAAACGGCUGUUAAAAUGAUGACAACACAACGUAAACCUGCAUUCUGUAUCAGUAUGCCAUUGCGAGUAGAUACAUUGGCUAUAAUACACCGCAAUACAAAAUUGCUGGACUUGUACACAGUAUUAGUAGAAGCAGCCUGUCGUUCACUCAGACUUUUGGAAAGUGUUCUACUUGAGCAACUAGGCCAAGAGGGUAUUGGGGAUGGUGCUGGCCUUCGUCUACCAGAGACCUUUCAUUAUUUGCCACAGGAAAUUGGUCACUUCAUUACAAAGAUAGUGCCUAGGGGGAUACCAGAUGAAAGUAUGGAAAAAGAGAGGCGUUUACUUCACGAACAGUUAGGAUUAGCAGUUACUAAACCUAUAUUUCGUAGAGGUAAUGCAUAUUCGAACAAUAGUGGAGGCCGGUUAUUGAAUCCCCACGAAGCAAUAGUUCAUACGCAAGUAAAACCUGAUGUAACUACUAUUUCAUUAGUACGAGGGCGAUAUGCUUACUAUCACUAUAUGCAAGAUAAUUUCAAUGACGAUGGAUGGGGUUGUGCUUAUCGUUCAAUGCAAACGAUUUUUUCAUGGUUCAGAUAUCAAGGAUAUACAACUGUGGAAGUACCUACUCACAAAGAAAUACAGCAGUGCCUUGUUAAUAUUGGAGAUAAGCCCUCAUCGUUUAUAGGUUCAAAACAGUGGAUAGGAUCUACAGAAGUCAUGUUUUGCUUAGAAUCACUUCUUGGUGUGCAAUCGAGAAUUAUAUUUGCAAAUACAGGGGCAGAAUUGCAGAGUUACGCGCCUGAACUUGUUCACCAUUUUCAAACACAAGGCAGCCCUAUUAUGAUAGGUGGCGGAGUGUUGGCGCAUACAAUCUUAGGUGUCGAAUAUAACUCUGUUACAACCGAGAUAAGAUAUCUAAUCUUGGAUCCACAUUACACAGGAGCUGAAGAUCUCAGUGUAGUUAUUAACAAAGGGUGGUGUGGUUGGAAAAAAUCAGAUUUUUGGAAUAAAGCUGCUCAUUACAAUUUAUGCCUACCACAAACUAAACCGGCCAUUUAAAUCUUUAUUUUAUAUAAUUGGCAUUAUUGUCUUAUAUUAACUUAUUUUCAUGUAUAAUAUGGUUGUUAUUUAAUUAAUUUUACGUUAAUAGUACAGCAGUACUUUCAAUAUUAACACUUUCCAAUAAGUUGUUUCACCUACAUUUCAUAACGAGCUGUGAUAAAUGACUCUGUAAACACUCUAAAUUCCAUUUAUGCAUUUGCAAAUUUUACACCUUUUUUAUUUUUACACCAUAAAUUUUAAAGAAACUUUAAAUUGUAAUAUGAAGUUAAUUAUGUUUUCCUAAUUCUGUCAUAAAUUAUAAUACCACAUCAAAUCCUUCCCAACUAUAAAUCUUGGAGCAGAUGAUAAAUAUGCUCUUUAUGUUGUAUUUUAUUAUAAUGAUUAUGUAAUAACAGGUAUUGGUUUAAAAGUAAGACUUCAGUUAUAUAAUCUGCUUUGUUUAUAAAGUAAUUACUUCUUAGUCAACCUGUUGGUUAUUCAUAUAAAAUAUAGUGUGAAGUUAUUUAUCCUGAAAAUAUUUUUUUCAUAAUAGAAUUGCAAAUUCAUUGUAAUAUAUUAAAUAUUAGGAAAAUAAGCCAUAUUACAACGCAAAGAACAACACAACUACAUAACAAACAAUUUGAUGAUAAAUUUCAACAGUAAAGCUACAAUUCAAGCUACAUUAAAGGUAUUUUUUCUUUAUAUAAUAAACUAUCCUAAAGAUUUUGUUACUGUUCUUCAUUAAACCAGUUUAUAAGAAUAGUAUUUAAAGUACCAAUCAUACAUUCAUACAUAUUUAUAUAUUGACAAAAUUAAACUGCUUUAAAUUUAAUAGUAUUUUAUUAUAGUUAUAACAGUAUAUUGUUGAAAAUUAUUUUAAAAUAAUGUUAUUUAUUAUACCAAUUAAACUGUAAUUCCGAUAGUAUUUUCUAGUAAGGCAUUUUAUUUAUGUACCAUACUGUAAAAAAUACUGUUCGCCUGUUAAUACCCGGUGUAUUCGUAUGACGAACGCAUUUUGAUACUUUGAAUCGCAUAACCCUUUCAAAAGUGGCGUGCACAAUCGUAGACAUAAGAUAUCAUUUAAAACAAUUUUAUAAUUUCUGAUUGAAAACGAUUGUAUUCAUUUGUUCACUUACAAACUAAUCUAUUUAGUACUCCUAAUUUGUUUUCAAAAUUUUAAGGCAAUUUGUUUUCUCCUUAUUAUACUUUAGACACAUGGCAUUUACCAAAUCCAUCAGAUGUAAAAAAAUAAUUCAGGUCUGAAAGGCAUACAUAAUCCCUACGACACUGAAGCUUAUAAAUUUUGAACAUAGCCCAUGCUCAAUAUUAAUAGUUUGGAUAGUAUACUGAAGAAAUAUCCUAUCAGGAGGCCUGUCCUUAUUGUUUUUCUCUCAAUUGUUGUAACUUAAAUAUCCAUAAUAAAGGGAUUUUGUUUCAAUAACAAUCAUUCUCCAUUCUUGGUACGACCAUGUGUAUCUAGUCGAACCUCACAUAAAUACCACCAGC